Molecule: messenger RNA, 1924 nt
Organism: Dioscorea cayenensis subsp. rotundata (Guinea yam)
Lineage: Eukaryota; Viridiplantae; Streptophyta; Magnoliopsida; Dioscoreales; Dioscoreaceae
Product: TBC1 domain family member 15-like
Exons: 12
Coding region: 350-1666 (438 amino acids)
Biological process (GO): activation of GTPase activity
Molecular function (GO): GTPase activator activity
Source: RefSeq, a predicted model, not a curated record
UAGCUUCUUGUUGUUGUUAUUCUUUCUUCUCAGAUUACUAUAAACCAAAUAGCUGAUGGUUGUGCUAAAAUUUCUUCUCUAUUUUGAUACCCAAAAAUAAAUAAAUAAAUAAGUAAAUAAAUAAAAGGUGAACAAAAAAAAAAACAGGGGCUUUGGGCCGUGCAGAUGAUACCAAUCUGCAUGGCACGUUCUCAAACCUUCAAUUUGUAGCCCCUGAAGACUUUGAUUUCUUCGUCUCUUCGUUGAAUCUUGGACUUUGUGGCAUCCCAGUCGCCUGAGAACCAGAAAGGAGGGAAUACUUAAAAUAGAGAUUGUUAUUGGAGGAGGGGGUUAUUGAAUCUGAUUGGCAAUGAAUUGCUGUGGUACAACUGUUAAUGAUGAUUUUGGGGAUAUUGAAGCGUUUUAUCCAAUAAAGCCUGAUUGCAGGGAGGAUGUUCCUCAGACUCGUUUCAAGCCCAAGACUGGGAAAACUCUGAGUGCAAAACGAUGGCAUUCUUCCUUCUCCGAGGAAGGUUAUCUAGAUAUGGCCACUGUACUGAAGCGGAUACAACGGGGGGGUGUUCAUCCUUCAAUCAAAGGAGUAGUGUGGGAGUUCUUGCUUGGAUGUUAUGAUCCUAGGAGCACUUUUGAUGAAAGGAGCCAACUGAGACAUAAACGGAGGUCAGAGUAUGAAAAAUUAAAAUCAAAAUGCCAAGAGAUGGAGAAGGCUGUUGGAAGUGGCAGAGUGCUUACUGCACCUGUAAUUAGUGAAGAUGGGCAGCCUGCUGCGGGUUCAUCAAUAGAUGAGGACGUUUCUGAUGAUGAAACCAGAGACCCUUCAGCAGAGCAGGAAAUGAGUGAUCUUCAUGUCAAUGAAGAAGUUGUCAAGUGGAAACUCACCUUGCACCAGAUUGGCUUGGAUGUAGUUAGAACAGACCGAACGCUUGUUUACUAUGAGAAUCAAAGUAAUCAAUCAAGGCUUUGGGAUGUUCUUGCAGUAUAUUCAUGGAUAGAUCGGGAUAUUGGUUACUGUCAAGGAAUGAGUGAUCUCUGCUCACCAAUAAUAAUGCUUGUCGAAAAUGAGGCAGAUGCCUUUUGGUGCUUUGAACAUUUAAUGCGUAGACUGCGAGGGAAUUUUAAAUGCACCAGUAGUUCAAUUGGAGUUCGAUCGCAGCUUACAAUACUGGCAUCAAUUGUAAAAACUAUUGAUCCGGCACUUCAUCAGCAUUUAGAAAGCCUGGAUGGAGGAGAGUAUCUCUUUGCCUUCCGAAUGUUGAUGGUGCUUUUCCGCAGAGAGUUCUCUUUUGUGGAUGCAAUGUACCUUUGGGAGUUGAUGUGGGCAAUGGAGUACAACCCGAAUCUCUUCCAUAUGUAUGAAGCCGAUGGAUCCAACGAUCUAAAGGUGGUUGAUACGAGGAAUAACACCGUAUCAUUGAAGCAAUAUGGUAAGUUCGAGAGGAAGAAUGUGAAGUCUGGUGUGAAAAAUGAGCAACAGGCCACACUGUCCAUCUUUCUUGCUGCUAGUGUUCUCGAAGCCAAGAACAAGCGUUUGCUAAUGGAGGCCAAAGGCCUGGAUGAUGUUGUCAAGAUUUUGAAUGACAUAACUGGAAACUUGGAUGCAAAGAAGGCAUGUUAUGAUGCAUUGAAGCUUCAAAAUAAAUACUUGAGUAAGGUAAAAGUAUCAUGAUCUUCAUUCGUUUCAAUGUUAAAGGUGGCGGCGAGAUUUUGCCUAAAGUUACAAAUUUUUACACCAUUAUUUUCUUUUUUUGUUUAUUUACAAGCUAUUAAAUUCAUCCUGUAAUGGCGGAAGUAUUGCUCUGUUUUGAUUAACAUGUGGGUGGAAUGAAUAGAGAGGUCAAUGAAUCUCUGGCGUGAUGUGUUGUAGAUCCGGAUGUUCGGUUUGGUCCUUAUUACUUCCAUUAAUAUAAAUUUUUUUUUUGUUCCA